AUGCUCAUCAAAACCAUUAUCGGUCUUUCCCUUCUUGGCUAUGUCAACGCCGACAUCCAGGUAUCUUUGAUCAGUACCGGCGGAGUCAGUAUUCCAUACAAUGUGGACUCUACUGGAAGUUGCUUUAGCCUUAACGGCGGUACUCUCGCCCAGUUCAACGACAAUCUCCAACAAAUGGUGAUUCCGAGUGGCUACGAAUGCACAAUCUGGGAGUAG
Molecule: messenger RNA, 216 nt
Organism: Penicillium manginii
Lineage: Eukaryota; Fungi; Ascomycota; Eurotiomycetes; Eurotiales; Aspergillaceae
Exons: 2
Coding region: 1-216 (71 amino acids)
Source: RefSeq, a predicted model, not a curated record